Messenger RNA from Myotis myotis, 297 nucleotides. It is a transcript of the gene PATE3, whose product is annotated as prostate and testis expressed 3. The record is from RefSeq and is a predicted model, not a curated record. Lineage: Eukaryota; Metazoa; Chordata; Mammalia; Chiroptera; Vespertilionidae. Bases 1 to 297 code for a protein of 98 amino acids. The transcript is spliced from 3 exons.
AUGGACAAACACUUCUUGUUGGUCUUCUCCCUCUUCUGCUGCAUUGCGGUAGUGACACCGCUGAAGUGCAUAACGUGCCACCUUCACAUGGGAUCCGAUCGUUGUAGAAGAGGCUUUGGUGUUUGUCUUGCUCAGAAGAGUGAGACAUGCAUGCUCUUAAAUAUCUACAAGAAAUAUGAGCUCCAGUUAUCAUAUAUGGUGUGUCAGAAAUUCUGCAGAGACUUGAUGUUUAAUCACAACAAUCUGACUUACAUUCAUCACUGCUGCAAGUCUGAUUAUUGUAACAUGAAUCACUAA